GGCGCCGCAGUGCCAGGCUCCAGAGCGCCGCAGCAUCCUCGCGGUUGGUGGCUCCUUCCUGCUCUGCAUCUCGUCUUCCUCCUCCUCGGCCCGCGCGAUGGCGAAGCCGCUGACUGACAGCGAGAAGCGGAAGCAGAUCAGUGUGCGCGGCAUUGCGGGGCUGGGAGACGUGGCCGAAGUGCGGAAGAGCUUCAAUCGGCACCUGCACUUCACGCUGGUCAAGGACCGCAAUGUGGCCACACCCCGCGACUACUUCUUCGCGCUGGCGCACACGGUGCGCGACCACCUGGUGGGCCGCUGGAUCCGCACGCAGCAGCACUACUACGAGCGCGACCCCAAGCGCAUCUAUUAUCUUUCCCUGGAAUUCUACAUGGGCCGGACACUGCAGAACACAAUGGUGAACCUAGGCCUUCAGAAUGCUUGUGAUGAAGCGAUUUAUCAGCUGGGGCUGGACUUGGAAGAACUGGAGGAAAUAGAAGAGGAUGCUGGCCUCGGGAAUGGAGGCCUGGGGAGGCUGGCAGCCUGCUUCCUUGACUCAAUGGCUACGUUGGGCCUGGCAGCAUAUGGCUAUGGAAUCCGCUAUGAGUUUGGGAUUUUUAACCAGAAGAUUGUCAACGGCUGGCAGGUGGAAGAGGCAGAUGACUGGCUGCGCUAUGGUAACCCCUGGGAGAAGGCCCGGCCCGAGUACAUGCUUCCUGUGCACUUCUACGGGAGAGUGGAGCACACCCCAGAGGGCGUCAGGUGGCUGGACACCCAGGUGGUGCUGGCGAUGCCGUACGACACCCCUGUGCCAGGCUACAGGAACAACACUGUCAACACCAUGAGGCUGUGGUCUGCCAAGGCACCCAACGACUUCAAGCUCCAUGACUUUAACGUGGGUGGCUACAUUGAGGCGGUCCUGGACAGGAACCUGGCCGAGAACAUCUCCAGAGUCCUCUAUCCAAAUGAUAAUUUCUUUGAGGGGAAGGAGCUGCGCCUGAAGCAGGAGUACUUUGUGGUGGCUGCCACCCUCCAGGACAUCAUUCGCCGCUUUAAGUCCUCCAAGUUCGGCUGCCGGGACCCAGUGAGAACAUGUUUCGAGACGUUCCCAGACAAGGUUGCCAUCCAGCUGAAUGACACCCACCCAGCCCUAGCCAUCCCUGAGCUCAUGAGGAUACUGGUGGAUGUGGAGAAAGUGGAUUGGGACAAGGCCUGGGAAAUCACAAAGAAGACCUGCGCAUACACCAACCACACUGUGUUACCUGAGGCCUUAGAGCGCUGGCCUGUGUCCAUGUUUGAGAAGCUCCUGCCACGGCAUCUGGAGAUCAUCUACGCCAUCAACCAGAGGCACCUGGAUCACGUGGCUGCCCUGUUCCCUGGGGAUGUGGACCACCUGCGGAGGAUGUCUGUGAUCGAGGAAGGGGACUGCAAACGGAUUAACAUGGCCCACCUGUGUGUGAUCGGGUCCCAUGCUGUCAACGGCGUGGCAAGGAUCCACUCAGAGAUCGUAAAGCAGUCAGUCUUUAAGGAUUUUUAUGAGCUGGAGCCAGAGAAGUUCCAGAAUAAGACAAAUGGGAUCACACCCCGACGGUGGCUGCUGCUGUGUAACCCGGGGCUGGCUGACACCAUCGUGGAGAAAAUCGGGGAGGGUUUCCUGACUGACCUGAGCCAACUGAAGAAGCUGCUGCCAUUGGUCAACGAUGAGGCACUCAUCAGGGACGUGGCCAAGGUCAAGCAGGAAAACAAACUGAAGUUCUCUGCGUUCCUGGAAAAGGAAUACAAGGUGAAAAUCAACCCCUCCUCCAUGUUUGACGUGCACGUGAAGCGGAUCCACGAGUACAAGCGGCAGCUGCUGAACUGCCUGCACAUCAUCACCCUGUACAACCGACUAAAGAAGGACCCAACCAAGGCCUUUGUGCCCAGGACUGUCAUGAUCGGGGGCAAGGCAGCCCCCGGUUACCACAUGGCCAAGAUGAUCAUCAAGCUGGUCACGUCCAUUGGCAACGUCGUCAACCAUGAUCCAGUUGUGGGCGACAGGCUCAAAGUGAUCUUCCUGGAGAACUACCGAGUGUCCUUGGCUGAGAAAGUGAUCCCUGCUGCAGACCUGUCACAGCAGAUCUCCACUGCGGGCACCGAGGCCUCAGGCACGGGCAACAUGAAGUUCAUGCUCAACGGGGCCCUCACCAUUGGCACCAUGGAUGGCGCCAACGUGGAGAUGGCUGAGGAAGCUGGGGCUGAGAACCUCUUCAUCUUUGGCAUGCGUGUAGAGGACGUCGAGGCCCUGGACCAGAAAGGGUACAAUGCUAGAGAGUACUAUGACCGCCUGCCUGAGCUGAAGCAGGCCGUGGACCAGAUCAGCAGCGGCUUCUUCUCUCCCAAGGAUCCAGACUGCUUCAAGGACGUUGUCAACAUGCUGCUAAACCACGACAGGUUCAAGGUGUUUGCAGAUUAUGAAGCAUACGUGGCAUGCCAGGCCCAGGUGGACCAGCUGUACCGGAACCCCAGGGAGUGGACCAAGAAGGUCAUCAGGAACAUCGCCUGUUCGGGCAAGUUCUCCAGUGACCGGACCAUCACAGAGUAUGCCCGGGACAUCUGGGGUGUGGAGCCCUCCGACCUGCAGAUCCCACCCCCCAAUCUCCCCAGGGAUUAGGAGCCCAGGCAACAGCCUUGCUUGUUUCAGUGCUGUUUCUAGAAGGCCAAGGGAUCGUAGUGGUGGCUUGGGGUGGGCAAGGAAGGAAAGUUGUAAAGAGUGAGAUGCUCUCCAGUUUCCUGCAGUGUAGCAGGGCUUGCAGCACUGACUACGGCAGCUGGCCCCGCAGCUUUAGCCCACCUGCCCCAAGGAGGUGGGGAAGGUGGAGCCACCUGCUGGCUCCUCCAAGACCUUGCAUGCACCUUGCUGUGAGCUUGUUUUUAGUUUUGAGCUUCUAGAUUCUGGGGUCUGGGCAGGAAGCUGUGGCAAAGCCUGGGGAACUAUGUGUUUCUGCACUACAAGGUCUAGACAGCUGGUGUGGGAGGCCCAGCUCUGCUCCUGGCUGUACUGGGAGGGUCCAGUACUUUAGGCCAAGUCUGUAGCUGCUAUGUAGGUGCUCUGGCCCAAGGUUUCCAGACUGAUCAGAUAAAGGGAUCAGUGAGGGUCAAUUGGGUGAGGACACCUGUGUCUGGCAUCUUGGGGACUUUGGCUAGGACAAAGCAGGCUGAUGCAAAGUUAGCUUGGUUUUGUUUUUUCAAGAAAAAAAAAAUUAACUUCACAGGAAGAUUAAAGUAGCUGAAGCCUUUUCUUGUUUUAGCAACUAAAAAGUGUACUUCUGAAAUUUUGUCCUGGAUUGGCCCAGCCCUGGGGGCCUGGGAUAGAGUCACUGCCUUUGCUAGAAAGGCUGAUAGCCCAGCCCCUGCUGCAGAUCCAUGCCCUUAUUGUACCCCUGCCCUGUCCUGGGGGCUGCGUCUCCUGUCUUACACAUGAGGCCAGUCUCCCUUCUCCCUCCCUUUCUACUAGUACAACCAAGGCAGUCUAGGAAAAGGACCAAGCAGGCUCAGAAGGAGGCCCACUUUUCCAUUCUGCCUGGAAGGCAGGCUGGUGGCUGAAAGGAUGGAUUAGCCCCUCUCAGUUGCCCAGAGGAGAGAGCCAGGAAGCAGGCUGGAACACUUCACCAUAGGCAUAUUGGAGACAUGGGUCUGCCUCCUUGCAUGCUGGAUCUCAAUGGCACAGGGCUUUGCCCUCACCCUGGGUCCGGACUGCCCACAGAACCAGGCCAUGGAAGAUUUGCUCACAUGCACGCUUCACCAGAGCUGUGGAGGACUGCUGGGGAGGCCCACGCUCUGGGGAUAUGGUUGAAUCCACGACACCCUCCACUGCCCCGUUUCUUAGGCCAUGUGUGACCCAUCACUGUGUCACUUGCUGUUAACUGCCUUGAGAAACUGAUUAAACUUUCCUGCCUGUG
Molecule: messenger RNA, 3917 nt
Organism: Suricata suricatta (meerkat)
Lineage: Eukaryota; Metazoa; Chordata; Mammalia; Carnivora; Herpestidae
Gene: PYGB
Product: glycogen phosphorylase B
Exons: 20
Coding region: 98-2629 (843 amino acids)
Biological process (GO): glycogen catabolic process
Cellular component (GO): cytoplasm
Molecular function (GO): pyridoxal phosphate binding; glycogen phosphorylase activity
Source: RefSeq, a predicted model, not a curated record